Molecule: messenger RNA, 6001 nt
Organism: Toxotes jaculatrix (banded archerfish)
Lineage: Eukaryota; Metazoa; Chordata; Actinopteri; Toxotidae
Product: neuronal cell adhesion molecule-like
Exons: 29
Coding region: 291-4112 (1273 amino acids)
Biological process (GO): brain development; cell-cell adhesion
Molecular function (GO): cell-cell adhesion mediator activity
Source: RefSeq, a predicted model, not a curated record
AGAGGCUCGGCGCUGAGCAGGACUCCACGUAAAUACACACAGCAGACGCUAUCGCUGUGUCGCAGGGGGGACUGAAGAUACACCGCAGGCUUUGUGUUCGGCAACGCCGAGGGAGGAGAUAAGACUGAAGAAAACCAUAGAGGAACGAGACAACUAGCCAGGGAGGAGGAGGAGGAAAGAGGGGAUUUGGGUUUCUCUGUUUAGAGCGCGCACGUGUCCUCAGACAGUGUGACCGAGCAGAGAGGCCGGGCGUCACUUUUUUUGGGGGCAGACCUUCGCGUCACACACCGAUGAUGGAGAGGAGGAGGAUGGACGUAGCACUGCUGGUGCUGUUAAUGGGACAUCUCGCCACCACGCUGGAGGUCCCACUAGACCUGCCCCAGCCACCGACCAUAACUCACCAAUCCCCCAUGGAUUACAUCAUCGACCCACGAGAGAACAUUAUAAUCCACUGUGAGGCGAAGGGGAAGCCUCAUCCCAGUUUCUCCUGGACGAGAAAUGGGACCCACUUUGACGUAGACCAAGACACCAACGUGAUCAUGAGACCCCACUCUGGGACCCUGGUGGUGGACAUCAGCAGAGAAAAGGCCGAACACUAUGAAGGGGUGUAUCAGUGCACAGCAAGAAACAAACAUGGAACUGCUGUUUCCCACAACAUAGUCAUACGACAGUCCAGGUCUCCACUGUGGUCAAAGGAGAAAAUCAAGCCAAUCGUCGUUCAGGAGGGUGUGUCCUUGGUGCUGCCGUGUCGACCCCCCGCUGGCCUGCCUCCCCCCAUUAUAUUCUGGAUGGACAAUAAUUUCCAGAGGCUGCCUCAGAGCAGCAGGGUGUCCCAGUCCCUGAAUGGAGACCUUUACUUCUCUAAUGUACUCCGAGAGGAUUCCAGGAACGACUACAUCUGCUAUGCCCGCUUCCCACACACACAGACCAUCCAGCAGAAACAACCAAUCACCGUCAAGGUCUUCAACCUGGAUGCAAUCAAUGACACAAUGGCAGCUUUUUACAAUGACACUGAUUUAUUUAGUGAGGACCCCGUGGAUGAGAGGAAGCCAACCUUCCUCACCCCAUCUGGUUUGUCCAGUGCCAAGAUGGUGUUGAGAGGACAGGUGCUGGAGAUGGAGUGUAUUGCAGAGGGACUGCCAACCCCUGAAAUCUCCUGGACCAAAGUGAGUGGUGAUCUGCCGGCCAAGCGCACAUCCUUCCUGCACUACCAGAAGACACUGCGUAUUGUGAAUGUGUUGGAAUCAGACGCAGGAGAUUACCGCUGCACUGCCAGGAAUGUGCUCGGCUCAGUGCACCACACCAUCCGUGUCGCAGUCAAAGCUGCUCCAUAUUGGAUCAGUGGCCCUCCCAGGAAUCUUGUCCUAGCUCCAGGAGAGAAUGGUGUGCUGACCUGCAGGGCCAGUGGCACGCCCAAACCCACCAUCACCUGGUCUAUGAAUGGAAUCCCCAUAGAGAAUUCCCCUAAAGAUCUUAGCAGAAAGGUGGAGGACGACACCAUCAUCUUCACUGAUGUACAGACAGGAUCCAGCGCCGUCUACCAGUGUAAUGUCUCCAAUGACUAUGGUUACCUCCUGUCCAACGCCUUUGUCAAUGUCCUCUCGGAGCCACCCAGAGUGCUGACAGCAGCCAACAAAGUCUACCAGGUCAUCAAAAAUCACCGGGCCCUGUUAGACUGCGCUUCCUUUGGGUCACCCAUCCCUAAAAUUACAUGGUUCAAAGAGAGUCGGUCCAGCACCCUGGACGGAGACCCUUACAUCCAGCUUGAUAACGGGACUUUAGAAAUUCACAUAGCUCAGGCCCAGAACAGCGGCAAAUACACCUGUGUGGCUGGAAACACCCUUGGUAUCUAUGAGAACCACGUCUAUCUGGAGGUCAAAGAGCCCACCCGCAUCCUGAAGCAGCCGGAGUACAAAGUGGUGCAGAGGGGCAGGUCUGUGGUGUUUGAGUGUAAAGUGAAACACGACCCCUCACUCAUUCCCACCAUGACCUGGCUCAAAGACGAUGGAGAGCUCCCUGAUGAUGAAAGAUUAAUUGUAGACUCUGACAGUCUCACCAUCACUGAUGUGACAGAGAACGAUGCGGGCGUGUACACCUGCAUCAUGAACACCACUCUGGACCAUGACUCAGCCAGCGCUGAGCUCACUGUUGUUGAGCACCCUGACCCCCCAACUGACCUGGAGCUGACGGACCAGAAAAAGAGGAGUGUUCAGCUCACUUGGACCCCUGGGGAUGAACAUAACAGUCCUAUUCAGAAAUUUCUGAUCCAGUACGAAGACUCACUGCACCACCGCGGUCACUGGCAUAAUCUUACCGAGGUCCCUGGAACCAAGACGACAGCUCAUCUCAAACUGUCCCCCUAUGUCCACUACACCUUCAGAGUUUUGGCCCUCAAUGCUGUGGGUUUGAGCCGCGCCAGCUUCCCCUCCAGGAUGUACAAGACAGAACCUGCAGCUCCAGACAUGAACCCAACAGGUGUGCAGGGAUUUGGAACAGAACACGACAAUCUUGUAAUCUCGUGGAAGCCACUGUCAGGCUUCCAGUCUAAUGGCCCAGGGCUUCAUUAUAAAGUGAUGUGGAGGCAGAAGGCAGUGGACACUGAAUGGAACACAGUGACCGUGGCCAACAACUCCAAGUUUGUUGUGUCUGGAACACCCACAUUUGUUCCCUAUGAGAUAAAAGUUCAAGCUGCAAACAGCCACGGAGAAGGGCCUGACCCAGCUAUUGCCCACGGCUACUCAGGGGAGGACUUGCCAGUAGCAGCUCCAGAAAAUGUUCAGGCCGUGGUGCUGAACAGCACUCUGGCAGAGGUGCACUGGGAUCCUGUGCCUCAUAAAUUAAUACGGGGACAUCUCAAAGGAUAUAAGGUGUACUACUGGAAAGAGCGCAGCCUCCAUAAACACAACCCCCAUCAUAUGGAGAACCUGAUCCUGACCUUCAGUGGGAACCACACCCACGGCAUGCUACCUGGUCUGCACCCCUUCAGUGUCUACUCCUUCAAUGUCAGAGUUUAUAAUGGCAAAGGAGAGGGACCCCCAAGCCCCACCCAGCAGUUUGAGACACCAGAAGGAGUGCCUGGGGCUCCUACUUCCCUGAUGGUCACCAACUCAAACCUGGACUCUUUAACCCUUGAAUGGAGUCCUCCUCAUGAUCGUAAUGGACGCAUCACUGGCUACACCCUCAGAUAUCAGCCAGUCAAUAACUCCAAUGAGCUGGGCCCAGUGGAGGAGCUGGCCCUGCUCGCCAAUGAGACCUCAGUCACUUUGCCCAACCUCAAGUACAGCACACGCUACAAGUUUUAUUUGAAUGCGAAAACAGUCAGUGGAGCAGGCCCAGCCAUUUCUCAGGAAGCUGUCGCCAUCGUGGAUGAAGCGCGGCCUGCGAGUCCUUUUCGGAAUGUUAGCUCCUCGGUUGGAGAUGAUGGGGCCCUGAUCAGUUGGGAGUACUGGGGCCCAGAGAAAAACGUUUAUGUAGAAUACAUAGUACAAAACAGUGAAGGUGAAGAGGAGUGGCAGAAAGAGCUUGUGAACGGCUCUCAGAACGUUGUGCUGAAGGGCUUAAAGGGGGGCCUCUCCUAUAGGGUGCGUUUGGUGGCCAAAGGUCACCAUGACCAGCCGCUCCACCACUCCAAAGAGCUAGUGGUCACGGUACCAGCUGUGGCGAGCAGACAGGUGGACAUCGCCACUCAGGGAUGGUUCAUUGGCCUCAUGUGUGCUAUCGCUCUUCUCAUCCUGAUCCUGCUCAUUAUCUGCUUCAUCCAGAGGAAUAAGGGAGGGAAAUACCCUGUCAAAGAGAAGGAGGAUGCACAUACAGACCCAGAGUUCCAACCCAUGAAAGAAGAUGACUGCACUUUUGUGGAAUACAGUGACAAUGAGGACCAUAAACCAUUAAAAGGGAGCCGCACACCGUCUAAUGGGACAGUUAAGAGAGACGACAGUGACGACAGUUUAGUUGACUACGGGGAAGGAGGAGACGGACAGUUCAACGAGGAUGGCUCUUUUAUCGGCCAGUAUAGCGGAAAGAGUGCCAGCAGGGACACUGCUGAGGGCCAGGAGAGCUCAGAGGCCCCGUCUCCUAUUAAUGCCAUGAACUCCUUGAACUCAUUUGUGUAGCCAAUCAGUCCUCACAGUAUGAGGUGCUGCACUGACUGCUCAAUACCCACAUCUCUCUUAGAGGGCUGUCCCAACACCGCAUGGCUUUAUGAUCUCACGUCCAUCCCCAGUGCCACAUGUGACACAUUAUUUACAGACGACUCAUCAAAGGCGCUAUGUUAUGUUUUCAUUUGGAAAUCUUUAUGGAGAGGCUUGGAAACCCAUAGCUCAUCAUAUAGGAAAUAGCUAAACCACUUAUAUGAUUUUAACAGUGCAUGAAAUACCUGAUAUUACCUAAAUCCAUAUAUAAAUUAACACUUUGAUAUUAACAGGUGUUGCAUUCUUGCUGUACCAGGAAUCUCUCAUGGACUAUGCAGUGCUUGUCUGAACUAUAUUUGUUUUUGUUAUUGGUUAUUAUAUUAUCUACUAUUUUCAAAUAGUAAUCACUGUCUACAGUAAAUGAUUAUUACUCCAUGUAUUUUUUCCAACACUUGUACAGGAAUCUGUAUUUAAUAAUGUAAUUAAUUCAUGUAAUUCCAUCAUGCAUUUACAGUGCACAAGGCAGAUCAUGUACAGUGUACAUAUAGAUAUAUAUAUAUAUGAAGUGAACUAUCUGUAAACUGAAUAUUUGGGGCAGCGCACACAGCAUGCUUGAGAUUGCUGCGUUGACACAUCUUCAUCUGUCAACACUCUGUUGAAUGAUCCAUCUGCACCUAUAAAGGAGGAAGCUGAAAUUCUGCAUGGCAUGUCAAAUGACCUUUGCCCUGCAUGUGACCUUCUCUUACUGAGCUUGAUCUGAAGGCCACUGGGAAAUGUUGAGGAUAUGAUAGCUUGUCUCAGUCCCUAUAGUGCUCCUUCAGCAGGUAGUGCCUUUUCUUCAUCACAACAAUUUGAUUCUGAAGUCUCUUUCCCAAGCUCAGUGACUGGAACAGAAACAGUAGUAGGACUGCAGAAGUCCCAUCCAGGAAUGGAUAAGAUAAGAUAAGCUUGAGAAGAGGACCCUGUGGAGGGAGGAAUAAUUCAUACGCUCCUGUCAUCUUUUUUUAAAAAGACUCUUCCCAAUGCCUUGAGACGCCCGACUGGCUUUGAUUCCACCAAGAAACUAAACGCACCCACACUGGAUCAGACUAAAACAUGAAAACCAUUUCUGGGACAUAAACUCUGCAGUCAUUAUGUACAGUACGUGAUUGUAUUUCUACAGUGUAUGAAUGUAUGGAUAUCUGUGAGUGUAUAGGUGUGUGUGUGUGCAGAUAACGUACAUCAUUCAGUUCACAUUAGGCAAAAAUUGUUCACUUGUACUAACUACAUUUGAGGGCCUUUGGAUGGAAUCAAGAUUUCUUUUCUCUUAACUUGCAUCAAGUUUUAUUUUUUUUUUUUAAAGACGUGUAGAAUAUUUGUUGAAUUUGUAAAUACUUUAAUUGAUUGUACAGGGACAAGCAGCUUAUAAGGCAGCCUAGAGAGGCAGUAUUGUGCAUGAUAUGGUUUAACUUGUUGAUAGGACUGUAUUAAAUAUAGACUACUUGUAGAGAAUAUAUAUUCUUUUUUUUCUUGCUGUGCACAGUGUAUAUUGUACUGUAACUAACUGAACAGAAAAGUGCAUAUAAAUUUGAAUUCUGAUUGUUUUCUGAUUUGCUUGUCGGCAAGUUAUAUAACUUUGGUAUUGUACAACAACUUUUAGAGUGUAAACACAAUAUUAACUGAUGUGCAGAAUUAUAUUGUUCUGAUUUUUAUUGGUUCUAAGCAAUCCCAAUAUACUGCCAAAACUAUGCUCUUUUCUGACAGUAUUGCAAAUGGUUUUGUAUUUAAGAAGCAGAUUUGUACUAACAGAUACUUUCUUUGUCUCUAUUUAAGUUUAUCCUUUUAGUGCAAGAAUAAAAUUCAAGCUACUGGAAAUAUAAUGAAUGAAUAAA